CUGGAGUUCAUCUUUAAAGUGUUACUAAACCCCGGACCCCGCAUUCACUAUAUCUGGUCUCCCACAGACCCUGCAUUCAUUAUAUCUGGUCUCCCCGGACCCUGCAUUCAUUAUAUCUGGUCUCCCACAGACCCUGCAUUCACUAUAUCUCUUCUCCCACAGUACACACAACAUGGAUAUGAAAUUAUUUUAGUAAAUAUAAACUGCUAAAUACCUUUUCUCACCAGCAGUAUAUAGCAGUUCUGUGACUUCUAUCAGUGUCCAGCUGAGCGCUGGUUAAUCUUGUAGGAGGCGGUUUCAUUCUGCUCUA
Molecule: messenger RNA, 310 nt
Organism: Staurois parvus
Lineage: Eukaryota; Metazoa; Chordata; Amphibia; Anura; Ranidae
Source: the annotation of a GenBank genome assembly